Messenger RNA from Colletotrichum orchidophilum, 537 nucleotides. RefSeq lists its product as uncharacterized. The transcript has 2 exons. The record is from RefSeq and is a predicted model, not a curated record. Gene Ontology annotation, cellular component: membrane. Lineage: Eukaryota; Fungi; Ascomycota; Sordariomycetes; Glomerellales; Glomerellaceae. Bases 1 to 537 code for a protein of 178 amino acids.
AUGUCCUCCACGGGAAACCUGUCGCCAGCAAGCACCAGAAGCAGAUCAACGAGCCUCCGCAGUCUCUGGUCCGGCACCCAGUCCACCCUCAAACGCAUCCUUUCUACCGGCCUCAGCCAAAGUCAACGAACGCCCUCUUCGCUCUCGCGGACAGCCUCGAAAUCCGAGGGCGGCAGCGUCGUCCGCUAUAUCAUCACACUGCCCCCCGGGCCCGCGCCUCCAAACUCGCCGCGAUGCCUGCGAUGCCUGCGAUGCCGCCGCCUCGACAGGGAUACCAUCGUUGCGAUCGCGUGUCCUCCGGUGGCUGUCUAUCGCGGGGCGGCAGACCAUCAUGUGAAUGCACGGGUCGGUCUCGCGGUGGUGUUGACGGUUAUCGGAUGGGUUCCCGGCGUGAUUUAUGCGCUUUUGAGUGCCCCUGAGAAGCCUGCGUCGCCGUAUUACUGGCAUACUAGUGAGAGAUCUAGCUCUGCUGUCAUCAAGCGUCCACGAAGACAGUUGACGCUGCCAUCCAAGAGGCCGGUUAAACGGGUUGUCUAG